AUGGCGCAGCUCUCUCCUGGUCAACAGGGGCAGAAGUUGCAUGUCCCCUGCCAGGGCUAUACCAUUUUCCCAGAGAGUGGCAUCAUGUACUGGCUGGCUAAUAGCACUUUUGUGGAUAAGCUGUACCCAGAUGGAUCAGUGGAGGAGGCGGCCACCGUGGAGAAAGACAGAGAGCUGACCCGGGAGCUUUUCUUCCACUCCUUCACAGAGCAGGACUUCCACACAAAAUUCGAGUGCAUCAUCCUCGACCCAUCAGGCGUAGUCCGGAAGGCCAUAAAGUGGGACCAUCAAGAUCCAAAAAUGGGUGGAAACAGAGCACUGCUGGACUAGCGAGAGGAGCGCAGGAACACAGCGGUCCAGACUGUCUUCGCGUGCCAGAGAACUCGCAGGGCCUGGAAAGUGAAAACCAGCUGCAACCCCCCUCCCCCCGCAUUUCGUGGCUCCCUGGGGACAAGAGGCUAAAGGUCAGAAGUGGACGCAGAAGGACGGAAGGACAGUCACUUUGGCUUCGCUGGGCCCUUUCAAGCAUCUUUCUUUCUCCCGCCCUCCAACUGCUCCAUCGGCUGAAGACCUUGCCGAGAGUGGGGAAUAUGCUGGUCUAAUAAAGACGGACUCCAUUGGAAGACUGGGGGAUAACGUCCCCAGAAGGAAAGAGAAAAACCAGACCACCUGAUGAGUGAAGAUGCUGCUUUGAGGAUUUUAAACAGCCGUUCUCCCCAUACAACGCAGAGCUUCUCUGCAUCAAACCAAAGGCUUCCCCACUCCAUUUCCCCCCACUGACUCGUGCAUUUGCAGCAUCACUGGAAAAACAGGGGAGUGGGGCGAGGGCGUCCUCAAACUGAGCUGACGAGAUUCCUGGAAACACUGCACAAGUCUAUCUUGGAACUCUUGCUCUGGCUUUUGUGAAGCCUGGUUUAAUCCCCCUCCCCAAAGGGUCUGGCUUUUGUUUGACUCGCAUCCCGUUUUGGUGCAAAGGAGGAAAGUUACGAACACUUGAAAAGCCCGGGUUGUAAAGGAGAAAGUUCUCUAUCACUCUCUGUAAAUGUUUUGUCUCCUCCUGAUGCUUAAUUUCCCUGCCGCGUUUAUACCAUCUGAUUAAAAAACAGAAAUCUACGUGCCGUUUGUUUUUUUCCAUGCUAAUAAGAGGGGGGUGGAGCUAGUUCUCCCAAAUGAUGGUUCAAACUGGGAACAAGCUGGGAUACGCCACCUCCCUCCCAGCAGCUUGAACAACUUCCUGAGCAGAGGCGUCUCUGCAGCCCUUCCCCAGCUCUUGUGUGCACAUCGGCACCACUCUGAGCGGUCGUGCUGGGGCCAGGGAG
Molecule: messenger RNA, 1319 nt
Organism: Python bivittatus (Burmese python)
Lineage: Eukaryota; Metazoa; Chordata; Lepidosauria; Squamata; Pythonidae
Source: RefSeq, a predicted model, not a curated record